AUGUCACUCAUCCUGACGAUCUUCGCCCUUGUAUUCAUAACAGAACUUGUAUCAUGGGUUGGCCAAUCUGUCCUCCUUUCAUUCGCAUGGGCUGCGUACCAGCGCAUCUUCAAUCCGAGUGCCGUGGCACGCCAACGACAGCUUAAAGCAGAUAUCCUCGCGAAAAAGGCAGAGCUACUACAGACGAGUGCACAGGACCAGUUUGCACGUUGGGCGAAACUAAGACGCAGUGUGGAUAAGGGGCUGGCGGAGCUCGAGAAGCUGAAUGGAGACCUGAAUUCCUCGAAAUCGGCAUUCGCUGUCAAGUUCAACUCUGUGGUAUGGAUAUUGACGACGGGUCUGCAGUUUGUGGUGGGAUGGUGGUAUAGGAAGUCGGCGGUGUUUUACCUUCCGCCUACCUGGAUGGGCCCGGUGACUUGGUGGUUGUCCUUUCCAUUUGCGCCUGCAGGCUCUGUGAGUUGCGGUGUAUGGCAGAUGGCCUGCCGGCGGGUCGUGAAGAUUGGUGAACGAGCGGCGGUGGAAUUUGUAGGCUUUUCAGCGGAACCCGUUUCUACCGAUGCCGCCACUGGGAUGGGAGGAGCGGAGCCCGCUAGCAAGGAUCAAAAGCGGCAGUGA
This is a messenger RNA of Heterobasidion irregulare TC 32-1, 615 nucleotides long. RefSeq lists its product as uncharacterized. The transcript has 5 exons. The record is from RefSeq and is a predicted model, not a curated record. Gene Ontology annotation, cellular component: GET complex. NCBI's taxonomy places the organism in Eukaryota, Fungi, Basidiomycota, Agaricomycetes, Russulales, Bondarzewiaceae. Gene Ontology annotation, biological process: tail-anchored membrane protein insertion into ER membrane. The coding region runs from base 1 to 615 and encodes 204 amino acids.